Mycena citricolor is the source of this 3909-nucleotide messenger RNA. The record is from the annotation of a GenBank genome assembly. Lineage: Eukaryota; Fungi; Basidiomycota; Agaricomycetes; Agaricales; Mycenaceae.
GCUCAUAUCGCGGGCUUGCAGGUCAGAAAGUCGCCCCAAGCGUUGGGUAGCUGUUCACGUGGUCGCGUUUGAUGAAACGUACAGCCACCCUGUCAAUCUCACCGGCCAUUUUCCUCAGAACCACAUCAUGAGCAGUUCGCUCGAUACGCUUUGCGACGCAGUGACAAGCCCUUUGGUCGCCUCGCUACUGGAGACUCAUCCUAACGACCUAGCUGUAUCCAGAUCUUGGCCUUUCCGUGAGUCGUGGUGGGAAUGGGCGAAAGGCAGCUCAGAUGGAACGGAUCGUUGGAGGCAGAUCCUCGAAUAUAGUCAACUCGAUUCGGAAGCGCGCGCCUUGGGCAAAGAAUGGGACAUUCCUGUCGAACUUCGAGAUCUAAUUGAUCAACUAACCUCACUGUCCUUGCCCCGAGACGUUAUUCCGAUCAACGCUGUUGAUCCCUUCGAACUCUCGACACGAGGCAUGUCACCGAAGAAAGCUCACGAGGUCCACCAGAGUGUAGCCUACAUCUCCAAUCUUCUCAGCUCCUUGAACUUGGACGUACCGGCAGUGCGGAUCGUUGAUGUUGGAGCGGGUCAAGGAUAUCUAACUCGGGCAUUGCGAUCACAUCUCGGGACCACUCACCUUCUGGCUCUCGACUCUUCAGAAAUACAGACGCGGGGUGCUGAGCGUUGGCAAGAGCGGACGGGCCUGGUGGGAUCGAUCACCCAGAAGACGAUCCAUAUAACACCGCAGACCCUGAGCGACUCAGUCGACGAAUGGAUCCAGAGCUCGAAGGUACCCAGCUCUGGCGAGCCUGUUCCAGUGCUGUUUGUGGCUCUUCACGCAUGCGGCUCGCUUACUCCCGACAUUCUCCGAGCCUUCUUCAUGCAGCAGACAAGAGUAGGUCACGCAUGGUGGAAGCCUCUGGGAGUAAUUGCCAUAGGGUGCUGCUAUAAUCUUUUAGCUUCUCGAGACUUUCCACUCUCGACACAUCUCACAUGUAGACCCGAGCGUCUGUCCUUGCCAAUCUCGGCCUUCCAUCUGGCCGCUCAGAUGCCAAGUCAGUGGAUGCGUUCGCCCGAGAGUCGAGCAGACGCCGAACUGGCCCUGCGCAAGGUCGUCUGGCGAGCGAUCAUCGGCUCUCGCUUCUCUGCGAACGUCGAGUCCGAUAGCAUCGAUGGUCAGCCUGACGGAACGGGCGAUCGACCAGUUAUGCGCCGGUUAGGCCGAUUGAGUAAUGCAGUGUACACAGAUUGGGAAACCUUUGUUCGGGCUGCAAGUGAUCGUCUUGGCGCCGUUUUCGAGUGCGGCCCGCUCACUGGCUAUGAAAACGGGCUGAUCAGCGAGCUGGAGGUUCUCCACGUUCUCCGUUGUAUCGCGGGGCCGAUGGUAGAAAGUCUGUUCAUCCUGGACCGUCGAACGUGGGUCCAGGAACAGCUUGUUGGAUUAGUGGACGUUCAAGUCGCAGUCGUCAAUCUGUUCGACCAGGGAACCGGCAGUGGGCGGAAUGUCGCCCUCGUAGUCUCGCCGCAGGGUCCUAGGCCAAAUCGAUGAACAUGCCCCUCUAAAUAGCCUCGUGCCGGGUGCACACUGAGUUAGGCAAACGAGCCAGCUUGCAAGCGGAGUCCGGAUGCCGUGCACCGGCGGAUCCCAAUAUGUCAGCCAACGCUCAGACAUUAGACGCCCCGACACAAUCUGCCAAACAAGGACAGGUCUUUCAUUGUCGAAUUCCAUCAUCAACAGCAAGCGCUCUUGAUUCUCUUUUCCUCUUCGGAUGAACGUCCAAAUGCGACUCUGAUAUGAAACAAAUCAACAAUGCACCCAGGAUCUCAGGCCGCACCAUCUCCCUCUUAUCGAAUUCUCUUCCGGGUAAAGAACGGCGCCCCCGGCGGGUAUUUCACCACAUGAGGCUCGUAAAGAUGUCUGUGGCGCAAGGGGGCAAAGAUAAACAGCACAUGAAUGAAUUCCCCAGAUUCCCGAGACCCCACGGGUCAAAAUCAUGAUUGCAGCCGGAACCGGCAGACAUCCUGACCGAUUUUCACGCAAAUCUCGUCAAUAUCAAAACUUUUCACUGCAGCCGCCGACAACGAAAGUCUGUGUUCUGUAUCCAGGUCAGCGAGCAGUGUGGAGGGGAAACCCCUAAUGGUGGGAUAUUCCGAAGCAGCCUGUGGAGACUGUGGGUUUUCGUCAAGCAGGGCCCAGCCGAUAGAAGCAUGGAAACGAGGUUCAGAAUAGUAUACUUCUUGCCGGAUGGCCUGCAGAACAGGGUUGAGAGAUGCAGUAAGCUCAGAAAGCUACGAAACUAAUCAGAACAUGCGAGCAUCCUUGAACCGAGGAACGACUUCGUGAUGUCCGGCGCCUAUCUCGAGAGCCAGGAAGACUCGAGUGCGUUCAUCAUUGACGAGCUCGGUGAUACACGCCAAGGAAGCGGAGAAGCUAUCAUAAAUGCGUCAGGUCAUGGGAAACCGGAGUUCAUCAACCUACGGUCGCGUCCCGUCGGCGAUUCGUUUCACCGCCCGUUUCAAUUCCUCACGCUGAUGUGCCCGGACGAAUAUGGGUCGCGUAACGGAUAUAUGCAGUUCAGGCCGUCUGCCAUCCGGCGCGGAAAAGAAGUCAUUAAGAGCCGGCACUCGAGCCUUUGCGCUGGCAGUUAUCUUGCUGAUGGCGUCGAAGAGCUGAGAGCUCCGGGAUAACGGAACAGACGCGUAGACGUGGGUGGCAUAUUGGCCAUCGAUGUGGGGUGUUGAUCUCUUACGACCUUGAUGAAGAGCAGGGUUGUCGACGUGAGUUUUGCCUGCCAAUGUGGCCGCAAGUGUGGGAAGUUUUCUGCAGGCGAUGAGACAUGCGUCUUUCUCGUGGGACGGGCGGGAGGCACCUUUUCUUUGUUGGCGGAGAUUUUUCGGAAUCGGAAUCUUCAGAACUCGAAUAGGACACGAGCUGCACCGAGUCGCGCUUCAUGCAAAAGUUCAAGACUGUAAUAGAUCACGCGUCCGGCCAGCAUGAUUCAUGACAGAUAUCGAACUCAACGGAAGACUUAUCGAUUGCGAAAUGAGCGUCCAGUUCAUUAACAACCUCUCGGCCAGCGGCGUACCUGCGCCUCAUGCUCACGAGCACGGAUCACACUCCCACGACCACGGAGGGGAGCAUGGCCACACCCACGAACAUCUCGAUCAUGCCGGGAAAUUCUCCGAGCGGGACUUGCCCGAUUACUCUGGCCGAAACUUUGUAGAGAGAGGUUUCACUGUCGGGAUCGGAGGGCCUGUUGGAUCUGGGAAAACCGCACUCGCUCUUGCGCUCUGCAAAGCCCUGCGCAAGGAGUACAACAUCGCUGCUGUGACUAAUGACAUAUUUACGCGCGAAGACCAAGAAUUCUUGAUCAAGAACAAAGCUCUCCCUGCUUCGCGAAUCCUUGCCAUCGAGACAGGUGGUUGCCCGCAUGCGGCCAUUCGCGAGGACAUCAGCGCAAACAUGGGCGCGUUGGAAACAUUGCAGGCGACAUUCGAGUGUCAGCUGCUUCUUGUUGAGAGUGGAGGAGACAAUCUUGCGGCGAACUACUCGCGGGAGUUGGCCGAUUACAUCAUCUAUGGAGGAGACAAAAUCCCACGGAAAGGUGGUCCCGGCAUUUCACAGUCAGACCUUCUCGUCGUCAACAAGAUCGAUUUGGCACCAUAUGUUGGAGCUUCGCUUGAGGUCAUGGACCGCGACUCAAAGCUGAUGCGCGGAGACGGGCCCACUUUGUUCACCAGCGUCAAACAGGGCACUGGGGUCGACGAUGUCGUCAGUCUGAUCGUAGCCGCAUGGAAGACCGCUGGGAGACCAGGAAAACCCGGCGCAGUGGGAGACGUCGAGUGAAACGCGACAGGUGCAAUACAAUGUGUACAAUAUCUAUGCAUCAGAAGAAUCCGAAAGUCUGGCCAAUAAUAUCGCUG